Messenger RNA from Coniophora puteana RWD-64-598 SS2, 1006 nucleotides. Its product is annotated as glutathione S-transferase C-terminal-like protein. Gene Ontology annotation, biological process: translational elongation. The record is from RefSeq and is a predicted model, not a curated record. Lineage: Eukaryota; Fungi; Basidiomycota; Agaricomycetes; Boletales; Coniophoraceae. Bases 230 to 898 code for a protein of 222 amino acids. Gene Ontology annotation, cellular component: nucleus; cytoplasm. The transcript is spliced from 4 exons.
CCGAAUUGCAGCGCUCGGGAUUUGCUGGCGCUAACGAUGACCAAGCUAGCAUGGCUACCGAUGCAGCCGGGAUGAAGCUGCGUUACUCAGCGUAGGAGGUAUUCAAGGGUUUGCAGACCGGCAAAUGUCAAAGGUAUAAAUACACACUUGCACUCUUCGUAACAACGCAACCAAGAGUCCCUCAACACCAAGUUCUCUCCUUCACCUAAUCUUUUCGUACUCUUAUACAAUGGCUCCUGUCGGAACUCUCUACGGUGUUGGCCACCAACGCCAGACCUCCACCAUCAAGGCGGUUGCCGCCGUAGCUGGGCUCGAGCUCAGCCUUCCCGAGGUGAAAAUGGGCGAGACCAACAAGUCGCCCGAGUUCCUUGCCAAGUUCCCUCAGGGCAAGAUUCCAGCGUUCGAAGACGCCGAGGGCUUCAAGCUGACUGAGGGCCUUGCCAUCGCAAACUACAUCGCUUCUCUGGCUCCAGAGAGCGGCCUUCUGGGAAAAACGAAGAAAGAGACGGCUGAGAUUGAGCAGUGGACUCACUUCGCCGAAUCCGAGCUCCAGCUCUCCUCCGACUUCAGCUUCUACCUUACCGCUGGUUAUCUUCCCGGAUACAGCAAGGACGUGAGUGACAGGGUCUUUCCUCGUCAGUACAAGUCGCUCGAAUCUGUCGAAGAGCACGUCGCCAGCCGCGAAUACCUCGUCGGUGGCAGAUUGACGAUCGCCGACAUCGUUCUGGCCGCGAGCUUGAAGAGUGCCUUCAAGAUUACUCUCGGAUCAGCGGAGAGAGCCAAGUACCCCAAGACGAUUGCGUUCUUUGACAAGGUCCGCUCGCAUCCGAAGAUCACGGAGGCAUUCGGUGAGAUUGAGUUCUCGGAGGAGCCUCUCCAGUUCAAGGGUUCUGCAUAGGAUUGUUCGUAAACAGGCGGGGAUGAAAGUACACUGCAUGUAUAACGUGGAAUCCAUAGGGGACUGGUAGUAAAAGACUCGAUUUAUGCCUAAUAAGAUACACCUGAC